Molecule: messenger RNA, 7583 nt
Organism: Xyrichtys novacula (pearly razorfish)
Lineage: Eukaryota; Metazoa; Chordata; Actinopteri; Labriformes; Labridae
Source: the annotation of a GenBank genome assembly
UUGAGGAUAACAGACUACCUUCGACAGAGAGCGAGUUUUACGAGCAGAUCUGUUUUUGAAGAUUUUUUACACGCUUCACCGAUACACAUCUACAUAUACACAUCUUCCACUACAUCUUUCACAUUUAACAAACACACACACACACACACACACAACACACAAAUUCUCACGGUCAACCUCGGCUGAGUUUGACUGUCUUUUAUUCCACCUAUCCACGGAACGGCUGCUCAUCUCGUCUGUUACAACUUCAGUACGGUAAGUCAUGUGUUAUCAGCUUAUUUGUUGUGUUUUGCUGUUGUUGAGGGAGAAGUUUUGCUCAAACAUGCAGCUAAAAAAACUGUUGUGGCUAAGAUAGGCGUGCUGAGUUGUUUACACAGGGCCGCUAACAAAGUAGCUAGUGUGCUACUCUGUUAGCGGCCCUGUGUAAACACCAAGCUAGUUGUAACUUCGUUAUUCUGUGACUUCACUGCACUCUCGGAGAUCACAAUGUAGCAUUUUGUGGUGGUGGCGGAAGUGUAUUGUGUUGUUUCGCGUUCUUUGUCCGCAUCGCAGAGGGGCUAUUGUCUGAUUUUGCGGUCUGUGUCCACAUUGCAGUGCAAUUAUUGUCUUGUUUCGCUGUCUGCGUCGGCAUCGCAGAGGGGCUCUUGUCUGGUUUUGCGGUCCGUGUCUGUGUUUUUGGGUUUAUUUGUCGUAUUUUGCAUGCUAACCAAACUGUUGUGGCUAACUAGGCGUGCUGAUGUGAUGUUUACACAGCGACGCUAACAAAGUAGCUAGUGUGCAACACUGUUAGCGGCGCUGUGUAAACAGUAAGCUAGUUGUAACUUCGUUAUUCUGUGACUUCACUAAAUUCUUGGAAAUCAUAAUUUAGCAUUUGACGGCGGUGGUAGUCUAUUUUCUUGAUUCGCUUUCUGUGUCUGCAUCGCAGACGGGCUCUUUUCUGGUUUUGAAAUCUGUGUCGACAUUGCAAUGCAAUAUUUUUCUUGUUUUGCUGUCUGCGUCGGCAUCGCUGAGGGGCUAUUGUCUGGUUUUGCGAUCUGUGUCUGUGUUUUUAGGUUUAUUGUGGUGUUUUGCUGUUGUUGAGGGAGAAAUUCUGCUUAAACAUGCAUGCUAACCAAACUGUUGUGGCUAACUAGGUGUGCUGAUUUGAUGUUUACACAGCGACGCUAACAAAGUAGCUAGUGUGCAACACUGUUAGCGGCGCUGUGUUAAGCCAGUUGUAACUUCGUUAUUCUGUGACUUCACUAAAUUCUUGGAAAUCAUAAUUUAGCAUUCGACGGUAGUGGUGGUAGUCUAUUUUCUUGAUUCGCGUUCUGUGUCUGCAUCGCAGACGGGCUCUUUUCUGGUUUUGAAAUCUGUGUCGACAUUGCAAUGCAAUAUUUUCUUGUUUCGCUGUCUGCGUCGGCAUCGCUGAGAGGCUAUUGUGUGGUUUUGCGAUCUGUGUCUGUGUUUUUAGGUUUAUUGUGGUGUUUUGCUGUUGUUGAGGGGGAACUUCUGCUUAAACAUGCAUGCUAACCAAACUGUUGUGGCUAACUAGGUGUGCUGAUUUGAUGUUUACACAGCGACGCUAACAAAGUAGCUAGUGUGCAACACUGUUAGCGGCGCUGUGUAAACAUUAAACCAGUUGUAACUUCGUUAUUCUGUGACUUCACUAAAUUCUUGGAAAUCAUAAUUUAGCAUUCGACGGUAGUGGUGGUAGUCUAUUUUCUUGAUUCGCGUUCUGUGUCUGCAUCGCAGACGGGCUCUUUUCUGCUUUUGAAAUCUGAAUCGACAUUGCAGUGCAAUUAUUUUCUUGUUUCGCUGUCUGCGUCGGCAUCGCAGAGGGGCUAUUGUCUGGUUUUGCGAUCUGUGUCUUUAGAUUUAUUGUGGUGUUUUGCCGUUGUUGAGGGAGAACUUCUGCUUAAACAUGCAUGCUAAACAAACUGCUGUGGCUAACAUAGGCGUGCUGAUUUGAUGUUUAAACAGCGACGCUAACAAAGUUGCUAGUGUGCAACACUGUUAGCGGCGCUUUGUAAACAGUAAGCUAGUUGUAACUUCGUCAUUCUGUGACUUCACUAAAUUCUUGGAAAUCAUAAUUUAGCAUUUGACGGUGGUGGUGGUAUUUCAUUUUCUUGAUUCGCGUUCUGUGUCUGCAUCGCAGACGGGCUCUUUUCUGGUUUAGCGGUGCAAUUACUUUCUUGUUUUGCUGUCUGCGUUGGCAUAGCAGAGGGGCUAUUGUCUGGUUUUGCGAUCUGUAUCUGUGUUUUUAGGAUUGUUGUGGUGUUUCGCUGUUGUUGAAGGAGAAUUUCUGCUUAAACAUGCAUGCUAUCAAAACUGUUGUGGCUAACACAGGGGUGCUGAUUUGUUGCUACACAGCGCCGCUAACAAAGUAGCUAGUGUGCAACACUGUUAGCGGCGCUGUGAAAACAGUAAGCUAGUUGUAACUUCGUUAUUCUGUGACUUCACUAAAUUCUUGGAAAUCAUAAUUUAGCAUUUGACGGUGGUGGUGGUAGUCUAUUCUCUUGAUUCGCGUUCUGUGUCUGCAUCGCAGACGAGCUCUUUUCAAGUUUUGAAAUCUGUGUCGACAUUGCAAUGCAAUAUUUUUCUUGAUUCGCAGACGGGCUAUUUUCUGGUUUUGCGGUGCAAUUAUUUUAUGUUUUGCUGUCUGCGUUGGCAUAGCAGACGGGCUAUUUUCUGGUUUUGCGGUGCAAUUAUUUUAUGUUUUGCUGUCUGCGUUGGCAUAGCAGAGGGGCUAUUGUCUGGUUUUGCGAUCUGUAUCUGUGUUUUUAGGAUUAUUGUGGUGUUUCGCUGUUGUUGAAGGAGAAUUUCUGCUUAAACAUGCAUGCUAGGAAAACUGUUGUGGCUAACAUAGGCGUUCUGAUUUGAUGUCUACACAGCGUCGCUAACAAAGUAGCUAGUGUGCAACCAAAAUGUGUUAGCCUCACUGUUUAGUUAUUCUCUCUGUAUUUUUUGGUGCUUAUAUAACAUAACACACAUGUUUAAAUUUUGAUAUGAAGUUUUACAAAUAUAAUAGGUAUUAUAUGUAUUAUCUAUACUUUCAGAUGCCAAAAGUGAAGGGUUGGCGUCGAUCACAGGCCGCAACCAGGCGCCGCGCUCAGCGCGAGUUCCUGAUUGUUGGUCCACAAGGCCACAGUGAUGACGUGCCUACAGGUGUGUAACAUUUUCUUUUAAAUGUAUCAUUUUUUCUUCACGCACUAUAUUGCAAACAGUUUCUUAUUUCUUUGUAUCUUGGAAAAACACAUACAAAUCAGGUUUACUGUUUACAUUUUACAAUAAUACAUGUCAAUGUUAUCUGUUUAAUAGGCACUGUCGGGACUGGUUAUCGCCAUCGUGUUAACCAGUGGCCAAUAUCUGUGUUGACUGGUCGGCAACACAAAUUGGUCAUUCCUCCUGAGGUUCCUGACAAGAAGGCAUGAAACUGACAUUAUUUUUUACCCUCACAACACAUAUUUCAGCUGAUACAGUAUUUAAUUAGUACUUCUCCCUUUUUCAUCCUAGUUUGUUCUUAUCGUUGGUGACUCUCACCUGCGCCCGUUUGCUGAUGGGGUUGUGCCAUUGCCUGAAGGACGGAUGUCCUUUGGGUUCAUGUCCACACCAGGGGCCUGCGCUGAUGGACUGAGGACUGAGAUGGUACAUGCUGCUGUGCCUCGCAAUCCUGACUUGGUCAUUGUCAUGGCUCCUAGCAACAACCUUACAACCCAAGGGUCUCUUGAGAAGUCGUCAACAGAUUUUGCUAAACUUCUCUCCACUGCCGUUGGAAGGUGGUUCAAGGUGGGGCUAUGAUGUCAUUAACACAUUUUGUAGUAUCUCAAUUAUGGUUAUGCUCAGUAAUAACUCUUGUGUUUUUUGUCCUUCUGGUGUGUUUGCUAUUUUUAUAGGUAAUUGUGUAUGACUUUCCACCUCGGCUGAACCACCCUUUGGAUCAUCAGGAGCUGCUGCGGCAGGAAUUCCGUCGAGUUGCAGCACGUAUGGGUACGUUUUACAACACUUUAAAUUCGCCUUCAUGACAAAAUUCUAAAUGACAAUAUCAUCAUAAAACCAAUCAUAUAAAACAUCUACAGCAAACCCAAACAAAUUACAUGUAUUUUUUAGAGUAACUCACAACUCUGUACAUUUUAUGGACACAGUGAAAGAAUAAUUGUCUUUUCUGUUUGUGGUAAAAUACACAAAUUUGUACUAAUGCUUCACUUUGUCUCACUUUACAUUAACAGGCAUUCGAUAUGUUUGCCCUGCUGCUGAUGACUUCCCCCUGAGACGCCUUAAGCUGUGGUGCAGGGAUUCUGUUAGUACAAUCCCUACUCAUCUGAUGUUUCAUAUGGACUUCAUAAUAAAUGCACACAUUUUUGCAUCAUGCAAAUUUGUGAUCAUGAAAAUUGUCUUGUCUUCUAUAUAGGUCCAUCUCAGUGAUGAUGGUGGGUCGCCUAUUCUGGGGCAGCGUCUCUGGCAGGCGGCGUACACUGAACUGGAUAGAGGUGAUCCUGCAUCAGUGCUGUCAGUGCAGCGCAGGCGCUCGCCCCCCUGAGCACUGUCACACCAAAGGUGGUUGUGAGGGGAGAGGUACCUGCACCUCAACCAUCCAACGCCUUUGAGUGGACAGUGUGUGGAAAGGUGCACAAGGUAAACAUAAUUCCUGUGUGUCUAUAUACAUAUAGUAUAUGUAUUUAAUACAGUAUUGUUAAUUUUCAACUUACUUAUCACAGCAGAAUCUCUCUGGCAACGAGGUGGAGGACUCUGCUCCAUGCACUCAGCAGGUUUGACAUCCUUUAUACAACACAACUAUCAUCACAAUUUCUGUAUGGAUUACACACAUUUUCUUUGAGAAGAAACCCUUUUCUAAAUUAUUACUUUAUUUAUUCUAUUUUUUUUUCUCUCCCUCCAUCCUAGUUGUCAACAGUUGGGUUGCGAGACUGUUUUGUGCGUCUCAACCCUAUCCAUUUCAGUCCACACCUGCUGGAUGCCAUGGAGAAGAUUUCGCCAUCCCAGCUUCCCAACCCUGUUCCACAAGAUGAUGAGGUCAGUGAAAAUGUCACACUACAGCAGCACUUUGAUUGUUCAUUCAUAAUAUGUUUUGUGUUGCACAACAACAAUGCUUAGAAGAAAUAUUGUUUUAUUCAGAUGCCACGUGUGGAACCACGCAGGACUGUGGUUGCAUCUCGGAGGAUCCCUACCAGGAAGCAGGUUUGUUUCUUCAUUGGCACACAUGGUGUAUUAAUAUGCAAGCACGCAGAGCUAGGUUUGCAUCUAAACCAAGUUUAUCAUACAGAACGGAAUAAUAACAUUGAGAAAUUUUACUUGGCCCUUAAUUUCAAAAAAUGUUUUUUCUUAAUUCAUACACAAAUAGGAUGUUUAGUAUCAUCAGUUAAUGAUUCUUUCUUCAACUAUAAAAGUACAGUUUUUUCAAUUUGACCUUUUUAUCAAUGACAAUAUAUUAUACACAAACUUUUGUGUGCAGGGAAGGGCCUUGCGUGUCCAGAGCCCAGCUGAGCUGCAGACAACUGAGGUGCCUCCUGCUACAGAACUCACUUCACCUGAGGUGGGCUUGGAGAGGGUGGCAGAGCUCCAGACGUGCCAGGGCGUGGUGACGGUGGACACUGCCAUCCUGUCAGCACCCCAGCCAGAUGGAGGCACCCAGGUGGAACAGGUAAGUAUGCAUAAACAUCUUCCUCACCCCCCUCUUGUGUUUGGUGAUUUUGAUCGCUCACCUGUGCAGUUUAGCAGUAUGGAGACUGAGGCAGUACAGUUUCUGUGCACUGAGAUUGAGAGUGAGAUGUCUGACCCAGGUUGGGUAAGAGACAGUAUCCAAGGAUCAUUUCACCAGGGAAGUGAUUUAUUAAGUAAUCACGGAACACAGUGUAUGGCAAUUGGGCUGGCCAGCGUUGCCAAACACAGUGUCAAAAGCGUUUUCUCGUGGAGUGUGGCUGAUCUCGACACAGUUUUGCUCUGUGGGGAUCAACUGUACACAUAUCUGAGAGAUAAUGACAAAAUCAGUGGCGGUUCUGAUUUUUUGUGUAUUCCUGAUUUGCCUGCUUCACACACAAUUGAUGGCAUGGAGUUUGACUUUGAGUAUGGUGAUUACAUGUCUGGACUCAUCAACCAGACUGAUGGAUCACCCAUUGCACCUGGGUUGACAACAUUGCUGCAUAGUCUACAAAUUCUGUUUGCCAAAUAUGACACAUGCUUUUUGACAUUGCAUUGCAGCACAUGUGUUGUCAUUCAUGAGAAUAAUAUGUUUGCUGUUGUUGAUUCUCAUGCUCGAAAUGCUUUGGGCCUGGUGGAUCCUGAUGGCAGAAGUGUUGUUGCAUAUUUCCAUAACUUGCAGGAACUGUAUACACAUGCAUUAGCCUUGGCUGCAUCACAGCAUGUGAGCAACCAGGCUUUUGAAGUUGCUGGUGUGCGUGCAAUCCCCAGAAUGUCAGCAAUUGAAAGUAUGUGUUUGCCAUCCAGCUCAAGAGUACAUACUGAAAUACUGAGCAAAAUGAAGAGUGUCUAUGCAGAUGUACAGCAGGAAGUGUCACACUCCAAGCAGGGGUGUUCAUCCAGUACAUCAGUACAUAGGAAGCAAGGCUUGAAACGUCAACGCUUUGUGCACGCUCCUGCUGCCAAGAGAGCAAAGACGAACAAUUUUGGUGAUGAUGUAUUCAUUGUUAAAGACACAAACAACACGAGUGCAAAUAAUAGUAAUGAUGUUGUGUGCAUUGAUGAUGCAAUAAGCCAGACUGACGACGAUGUGAUGUGUGUUGGUAAUGGAGCCCAACAAGAUUUAGUGUUUAACCCCCUUCAGUUAGAGGUUGCCAAAGUUUUGUGCAACACUUUAGGGAUAGAAUGUCAGAAAGUUGAUGUGGAAGGAUUUGUAGCAGGCAUAUUAGGACCUCCAUGCAAGAAGCAGCCUAUUGUCGGCGAUGGCAAUUGCUUCUUCAGAGCUGUGAGUCAUGUUUUGUCUGGUAGUGAGAAGUUUCACAGGAAAGUCAGGUUGGCAGUUUGUAAACACAUUGAAUGUCAUCCUGGAUCAUAUGAGCACAUUCUGAGAAAUGAAUUUACCUCUGUCAAAGAAUAUGUUCACAUGUCCAGAAUGCGAUAUGUGGGUAGUUGGGCCACAGAAGUGGAGAUUCAGGCUGCAGCAGAUUGUUUCGGGGUUAGCAUUUUUACCUACAUUGACAAUCGAUGGCUUCAAUACAGCUGUCAAGGUCGACAAUUAUCAGAACAGGCAGUGUAUUUGGAGAACUGUAAUAACAUCCAUUAUGAGGCUGUUGUCUGUGUUCGACAACCUAAUGUGGACUGUGAUUGCUGUGAUUUCUGUAAAGGUGCUGUUGCACAUAGUACCAACUAUGGUUUGACACAGGUGAGCAAAGAUGCGCCAUAUAACCUCAGGACAGGAUGUCAGGACUUCAAGCAACAGAGUCAUCACAUUUUAAGUCCUUCACAUCAUGAAAAAAGGUUGUCAAAAUAUCUUAAAAAGAAGAAGUUUUUGCAAAUGAAAAUUAACUACCACAAAAACUUCUUGGAUUACAACAGACGUAACCAACAUGUUAGGAAUAGAUAUAAGCACAAUCUGUUGUAUCAACAGAAACUCAAGGCUUUAAGUAAGG